Messenger RNA from Thermothielavioides terrestris NRRL 8126, 2397 nucleotides. RefSeq lists its product as uncharacterized. Gene Ontology annotation, cellular component: nucleus. The transcript is spliced from 3 exons. Gene Ontology annotation, biological process: intracellular copper ion homeostasis; positive regulation of transcription by RNA polymerase II; intracellular iron ion homeostasis. Gene Ontology annotation, molecular function: RNA polymerase II cis-regulatory region sequence-specific DNA binding; copper ion binding; DNA-binding transcription factor activity, RNA polymerase II-specific. NCBI's taxonomy places the organism in Eukaryota, Fungi, Ascomycota, Sordariomycetes, Sordariales, Chaetomiaceae. The record is from RefSeq and is a predicted model, not a curated record. Bases 900 to 2096 code for a protein of 398 amino acids.
CCCAGCCGUUCGCGAGGCGAGCCCCUCUGGAGCAAGGCCAUCCUGUCUUGCGGCGUGCCCUGGAAACCCCACCUCUUUCUAGCCCUGCAUUUGCGCCUGCGCCUGCGCCUGCGUGUGCCUCUGCGACAGCGUCCCCAGCCAGCCGCCCGGCCGCCAGCCAUCCCUCGCCCGAGGAGCUCCUGUCCUGUCCCACAUCCCGCAUCAAAGAAGCUCGUCGACUUACACGGUCAGGGCAACCCUGCUCCACCGGGCAGCCGUCAACGAAACGACGGGAGACGAUUCUGCACGCCAACAACCCCUCCAUCUCCACUCCAGCCCACAUUAUUUUUCUUUUCAUUUCCUCCCUCGCCAUUUUGGCCUGGGGGAGUUCCUCCAGCAAAGUUUGGUUUUCUGGCUUCGACUCCGAGUCUGCGGGACCUUCGCACCGAUGUUUUUGGCAGGCCGAUACCCCCAGCAAUGACCCUAUAGGCGGUGCAUUCUGCGACCGACCCUCCUCGUGUCGACAAGCUCCCGUGUUGUGUGCGGCCAUCUCCGGGCGGGCGCUUUGCUUUUUUCCCCUGCGCAGUCCGGCGCCGCAGCACCCACAGCGACAGGCUGGUUAGCGCAUCCGCCGCCCAUCUCCUCGCCCACCACGGCACCGCGCGUUCGACGACGACUGGGACCGUUCUUGAUUGUCCGACAUCGCAGAGCCGUCUCUCGACCCUCGGUCUCAGCAGCCGUCUCGACAGACAGGCUGCAUCCGCACGCCGUGGUCCGCCAUGCUCAUUGACGGUGAGAAGUGGGCCUGCGAGGCCUGUGUGAGAGGCCAUCGCGUUAGCAAUUGCCAGCACCACGACCGCCCCCUUCAGCACAUCAACAAGAAGGGACGGCCGGUAUCGCAAUGCCAGCACUGCCGGGCGAUGCGCAAAUCGCGCGCCGCGCACGUCAAGUGCGAUUGCGGCGAGAAGACACACAAGUGCGUGCACUUGAGGCCGGUGAUCGACGGUCACAAGGAAAGCUGCUGCUGCAAUCAUGGCGGCCGCUGCACCUGCGCACACAAGAGGGAGCCCAAGCUCGACACGGUGCCCGAGUCGGACUCGGAUGAGGGCGAGGGCGAGAGUGCUGCUGCCCAGUCUAAGGGUUCCAAGGCCGGUUCGCGCGCCCGGCGCCGUGCCCACACGACGAGUUCGGACGCCCUGCUGCCGUUUGACGGCAACGGCCACCACAAGCCAACGUACAAGCACGCCAAGGCCUCGCAGAAAUGCGGGCCGUACCAGCUGAGCCGCGUCAGCUCCGCUUCCAACCCGAGCAGCCUGAGAAAUCGCUCGAUGGACGACCUCCUUGGCGCGGCCGCAAGCGGCGAUUCUGCAGCGGGAAGUGGAGCGGGCGAGCUUGCCCAAGCGCAGCGCAGAGUCAAGUCGGAGGCUGCUUCGCCGCUGUUGGAACCUUCGUCCUCGUUUGCGCAGCUCAACGGGCAGCUGCCGCCUCUGGACCUCUCGGGUAUCAAGUACCCUCCGUACAUCCCCAACAGCGCCGACUUCUUUGGCGCCCUGUCCGAUUACGAGCAGCCCAUGUUCAGCGCCGGCCUGAGCGCGACAUCGGUCGACUGGAGCAACUACGAGGGCCUGGAUAUGGCGAGCAAGGCGGCCGACUUUGCCCCUUCGAGCUACAGCCAACCGCAGAGCUACGGUGGCUUCGAUUUCAACGGGUCGGAACCUAUCCCGACCAUGACCACCACGUCGACGUCCGGCGAAGUGUCGGAGGUGGAGGAUUUCCUGUCGAACCCCCUGGACGACUUCGACACCUUCCAGAACAGCGGCCCCGUCGGCGGGUUCGGAGUCGGCCACACGCAGGCGAGCAUGCUCGGCAGCGCGGAUCUGGCGAGCCUGGAUUUCGAGGAUUUCAACUUCAUGAAGAAGGAGGCCGGCAGGUUCCUGUCGAACCCGGCGUCCAUGGCGGGCGACGAUCCGACCCUGCUCACCACCAGCGCCCCCGCCUUCAGCGGCCUCACCUCGCUCGAGGACGACCCGGCCUUCUGGAUGAACGACUACGGCAUGCCCACCCUCACCGAGUCGCCGACCGAGAGCACUCUGCCGUCUUUCUGGGACGGCCAAUAACACGGCGGUGACGGUUGCUGGGGGGGAGAUGGCUUGCCUCGCUGGGGUAAACCAGAACAGCUGGGAGGAAUCUGGCGCCGUGGCUAGGAUCAGCUGCGAAGAGACGCGUUUCCGUGCCUGCCACGUGCAUAUGUCCCCCUUUUUACCUUGUCCGGCGGCGUUUUCUGAUUUCGCUCGCAUUUUCUCGGCUUUACACAGAAUGGAGAAUGGAGCACAAACGGGGCGGCGACAGGGAGUCAGUUCUUCUUCUAGGUGGCGCAGGAGGCAGUUCUUCUCGUCAUUUCGGUAUCGUUUCCCUUUG